UUGUCUAUAUAAGCAGCAUAGCCAUAUUCGUAAGAAAUAUUUAAAAAAACUAAAUUACAACAAAUUAAAGUUUUAAAACAACAGCAAAGGCUUUUUUUAAUAAUUGAAUUUUUAUUUCGUCACCACGCUUCAUUUAUCAAGAUAUGAAAAAAGCUUUUUUUUAAAUUUAGCAUCUCAUCAUGUCCAUUAGAAUAGCUGCUUCAAAGAAGAAGAAAUCGCGUGUUUUCUAAGUGUGAUUGGGGAAAAAAACCUAAUUCAAACACUUAUUUUGUUUUAUAGUUUCUGUCUACUGGUUGUAGAAAAAUCAAUAAAUAAAAAAAUUGUGUUAGCGGACCACUUUCAUCUCCAUGAUUCAAUUUGUUGUUAAGUAGGAUUUUUUGUGCCAAGGAUGAGAGUGAAAGAAAAACCAUACCCUCUAAAUCAUGGAGUUGAAGUUGCUUCAGUAGUGUCACCCAAUAAAAGGCAGAUUCAGCCCAAGGUCACAACAGGAAUUGAAGUAGAACCACACAACCAAGUAUUAGAUCUUUCUAAACCAAGUGAAAAGGUAAAUGGAUUCACUGGAACAACAGAAACUGAUGCCAUUCAUAGAAGACUUGGUAGUCUAGACGGAGAUGUUCAAAAUUUAGCCAAAUCUGUUGUGGAUUUAAUGGAGAAUUCUUCUGCUGGAGGAAAAAGGAAGCGAAGUCCUGCUAAAGUUUCUCCACUAAAAAAUGUGAAAGAACCUACAUUUGCAGAACCUUGUCAACCAGUUGGUCAACCAAGUGAUGUUGAUGAAUCUUUUGUGAAAAAGGAGUUAUUUCAGGAUGUUUCCCCUAUUGACCAAGAAGUGAAGAAAGAGACUCAAACUCAAAUGGUUGUCAAUGCUGAGCCUAAAGGGAAGAAGAAAAAUGCUACCCAGCAAGGGAAAAAAUCUUUGAAGAAAAGAAAAAAUGUAAAAAAAAAAUCUUUUGCCAAAGAUGAUGAUGAUUUCCAAAUAGAUCCCCGGCUUGGAGGGACAAAAAUCAAACAAUCUCUUAGCAACAAAGGAAAAGAUAAAAAACUCAAAUCUACUGACCAAGAACUUAAAAAAAAUAAAACCGUUGAACAACGUUGCCCUUAUAUACAUGUUGAAGGAUCUUGGAAUGUUCCUAAUGUUGUAAAAAUCGUGAAUGGCCAUGUUAAAGAGGACGAAAACGACGGUAAAGCAUCAACCAAACUGACCAAAGCAGCUCAAUACAUUAACGAAGAACAUCGCAAUAAAGUUGCGAAAGUUGGGUUUACAAGUACGUUAUCAGAUAGAUACGACACACACAAUCGCGAUGCGACAUGGGUUUGUGUGUUUUGUCAACUGUUCACCCACACACAAUGCUUAGGCGAUCUCUAUGGCCCUUACUACAUUAGUCAGGUCCCUGCUGAACCAAUUUGGUUUUCUAAACGGAAUCCUGAUUCUCUUAGCCAUUGUGACUCUGGAACUGUUGCUGAGCCCGAUUCUUCCGUUCGUACAAAUUCGAAGAAAACAAAGAAAUCGCCCAAAAAGAAAAGCCUCGUAAAAGAUGAAAUAACAGUCCAAACGAUGCCAUCAGGUGAUGAAUCAUCUGCAAGGGUUACAUCUGAAAUCCCUGUUGGGAUUUUCCCUCUUGAUCCAACCGAUGAGAAAGUAGAAGUAUGGUUCCACGAAAGCUGUCUUAUUUGGGCUCCUGGCGUUUGUUUGGUACCUCCUCGACUCGUCGGUCUUGAUGAAGCUGUUUCAGACUCGCAACAAGUGAUUUGUGAAUAUUGCAAAAAGAGAGGUGGACACAUUUUCUGUCGCAGUAGAGGGUGUGGGCUGAGGACGCAUUUCCCUUGCGCCGUUACUCAUGGGUGGCUACUGCAAGAAGAAACGUUCAUGGCGCUGUGUCCAACUCAUCUUGACCAAGUCGCUGUUACUUAGUUUAAUAAGAAAAGUAUGUUUUUAUGAACAAGCUUUUUUUUCAUUACUUCCCAAAUUACAGGAAUGGAGAAAUGUACACAGAGACAAGAAACAUUUUCAAAAAUAUUGUCACUGUCAAUUUCACCUCUCAAUAUUGUACAGUUUCAAUAAACAUGUCGUAAUUUUGUCUAAAAUUUA
Molecule: messenger RNA, 2086 nt
Organism: Daphnia pulicaria
Lineage: Eukaryota; Metazoa; Arthropoda; Branchiopoda; Diplostraca; Daphniidae
Exons: 6
Coding region: 389-1909 (506 amino acids)
Biological process (GO): regulation of transcription by RNA polymerase II
Cellular component (GO): nucleus
Source: RefSeq, a predicted model, not a curated record